GGCGCCGUGGCCGCGAUGGGGCUGAGGCGCGGGCCGACCUGGGCCGCGCUGCUGCUGCCGCUGCUGCUGGUGCUCGGGGCGGCCCCCGGGGCCUGCCCGCAGGAGGAUUCCACCGACUGGAGGGCCACGCUCAAGACGAUCCGCAACGGCGUCCACCGCAUAGACACGUACCUGAACGCGGCCCUGGACCUGCUGGGCGGCGAGGACGGGCUGUGCCAGUACAAGUGCGCCGACGGAUCUAAGCCCUUCCCUCGCUAUGGCUAUAAACCUUCACCUCCAAAUGGAUGUGGCUCUCCAGUGUUUGGUGUUCAUCUUAACAUCGGCAUCCCUUCAGUAACAAAGUGCUGCAAUCAUCACGACAGAUGCUAUGAGACCUGUGGCAGCACCAAGAAUGACUGUGAUGAGCAGUUUCAUCAUUGCCUCUCCAAGAUCUGCAGAGAAGUACAGAAAACACUGGGGCUAGCGCAGAAUGUGCAAGCUUGUGAAUCCGCGAUGGAGCUCUUGUUUGAUGGGGUUAUACACUUAGGCUGUAAGCCCUACCUGGACAGCCAGAGAGCUGCCUGUAAAUGCCGCUAUGAAGAAAAAACUGACCUUUAAAAGAGGCUUCUGACCAGCAGCCCCUGCAGCGGAAGAGGAGUCCCACUAUUGACAGAGUUUCAGUGUGCCACCACCAAGUGAAACUACCUGUUUUUUGUCAGUGGCUUUUUUAGAAGAACCUGAAAGUUUGUUUUGCCAUUAAAACCUCAGCUGUUUGAAGAGAGACUGCACAGUCCAGUAGAAAGAGCCCUAAAUGUGGAGCCAGGAGGCACUGGGCUUGGCAGGCUGUGUAGCUGGGGACAGGUUAUUUCUGACCUGCUUUGUGGCUGUGGACAAAUUAUUCUACCUUCUGAGGCUUGAUUUCCUCACCUGUCAAGUGAGGGUAAUAUUUAUAGUGCCUUCUUCAUGAGCUUCUUGUGAGGAAAGUGCUUUGUGAACCCUUAAAACACUAUGUAAAUGUGAGUUAUUUUCAUGCAUAUACCUUCAUAUUUGAAACAACUUCUUGUAAAAAUAUAUUGUUGCGCUCUCAUGUAUAUUACUGUUAUUGCCCUAUUGUGCCAGACUACUGUGACUAAAAGCGAGAUAAACUAUGUAGGAACUGAAACAAACUGAAACUUUAGAAAGACAGAAGUAGGUAACUGCAGAAUUCUUUUGUAACUGUAUCCCCCUCCCCCUUGGAAAAGUAGGUCAAAUUUAAAAGUUCAACAUAAGGCUGAUAAUAAAGGAGAAAAACUUUACUUUGGGAAAAGAUUAGUUUACUAUCAAACCUUAAAUGUUUGCACUUUGAUGCUUUGAAGGAUCUAAAUGUAUUGUUUUUUCUUCAUUAAAUGUAUGUCAUCUGUUCCCUUUUGCAGUAUAUUUAGUGUAUUAACCAAACCAUGCUGUAGUAAGAGCGCAUUUAGGCUCAGGGACAAGGUUUGCAUGUGUCUAGUGCAUAUCUGCUUCUCUUGUAAGAUUGAAAGUGUAAACAGGUACACCUUUAGAGGACAUUAGCUGCAAGUCUAAGCAUUAUCAACCUAAAGAAGCAUGCAAGAAUAACACUUUGUCUAACAAGAACACGAAGCACAGCCACUCAAAUCUGUUGAAUUACUUCUUUUAAGAAUAUUAAGUGUAAAUGUCUAUUUUUCUAAACACAUUGCAUGUAGCCUAGAGGUCUUGCUUGGAGAGAGAAUGGAUUCUGGUGGGUGUAAUGAUUAAGUUGCUUGUGUUAAUAUACUUACAUAAAGCCACGUUAUAAACUUAUGUCUUGGGUUUUUGAUUUCACUUAUUUCUAUUAUUUUUUAUCAUAAAUUCAAACUAAUACUAGUUUUAAUAAACAUUUGUUUUGCCA
Molecule: messenger RNA, 1867 nt
Organism: Vombatus ursinus (common wombat)
Lineage: Eukaryota; Metazoa; Chordata; Mammalia; Diprotodontia; Vombatidae
Gene: PLA2G12A
Product: phospholipase A2 group XIIA
Exons: 4
Coding region: 16-597 (193 amino acids)
Biological process (GO): arachidonate secretion; phospholipid metabolic process; lipid catabolic process
Cellular component (GO): extracellular region
Molecular function (GO): calcium ion binding; A2-type glycerophospholipase activity
Source: RefSeq, a predicted model, not a curated record